This is a messenger RNA of Cannabis sativa, 953 nucleotides long. Its product is annotated as two-component response regulator ARR22. The transcript has 3 exons. The record is from RefSeq and is a predicted model, not a curated record. Bases 161 to 751 code for a protein of 196 amino acids. Lineage: Eukaryota; Viridiplantae; Streptophyta; Magnoliopsida; Rosales; Cannabaceae. Gene Ontology annotation, biological process: phosphorelay signal transduction system.
ACGCACAAACAAUAUCUAGACUUAAAUGGUUGACUUGUUUAUAUGAACUUGACCCUUUACACUACUAUAUAAUCAAACACACAACACUACAAAGCUAAUAUUCUAUCCUAGCUAAAUCUAAUACAACCUCUUGUGAAGAAAAAAUUUGAAGGAGAAAGAAAUGGUGCUAGGUAAUGAAGUUGUUGGUGCAACCCAUGACCACCUAGAAGGAAAGGAAAUAACAGUGAGUAAUGUGUUAGUGGAGAGCAAUACUAAUGUUGAUGAUCUCGUUGAUCUGACAGCUACUGCUAUUGCCGUAGAGAAUAAGUUAUCAUCAUCAACUGUUGUUGCUGAUGAUGAUGAGAAGAAGCCAACAACCGUCCUAAUCGUGGAAGAUCAAAAAUUUGCUCGAAUGGUUCACAACUCCUUGGCUAGGGGUUUAGGUAUGGAAACUCAUGAAGCUGUUAAUGGAAAGAUGGCUGUUGAUCUACAUCGUUCUGGAGCUUCUUUUGAUCUUAUUCUCAUGGACAGGGAAAUGCCCAUCAUGGACGGUGCAAAGGCAACGGAGGAAUUGCGAGCAAUGGGAGUGGAGAGCAUGAUUGUGGGAGUGACUGCGAGUGAUCAUGAACAAAUACAAGCAUUCCUUAAGGCUGGUCUUGAUCACUGCGUUGUUAAGCCCUUGACUCGUGACAUGUUGGUCUCUAUCAUGCAGCUCUUCAACGAGACUAAGCUUCAGAAGAAGGAGAAGGAUGCGCCUACUCACAACAAUUAGGUGGUGGGGGAAUGGGGAUGUGUCGUCUUUAAGUAUAUAUCACAAUAAUAAUAAUAAUAAUAAUAUAUAGCUAAUAAAUAAAACUAUAUGUAUAUGGACAUAAGUCAUUGUAUACAUAUAUAUAUGUACUGGUUUUGUUAUAAUAUUAUCGAUGAUGUGAUAAUAUGUAACUUUUUUUAAUUUUAAUGUUCAGUCUACAUAA